Molecule: messenger RNA, 5404 nt
Organism: Podarcis lilfordi (Lilford's wall lizard)
Lineage: Eukaryota; Metazoa; Chordata; Lepidosauria; Squamata; Lacertidae
Source: the annotation of a GenBank genome assembly
GGGGCCUAAAGGGAGCGGCCCCCUCUCUGCAAAGGAUCGCGCUUGGGAAGGAUCGGGGCCACAUGCUUACACCUUCCUCUUCGCACCUUGGAACCGCAGGUCCUUCCCUACAGGAAUCUCGAGGUCUCCGUAGCCUCCUUGUACCUCCCAAAUUCUUGCUUUUCGCUGGGCUCCCUCAUCUCCGCAUGCCGGGGCAGAGGGAGCGCGCUCUCCAUAAACCCAACAUCUCGCAGCCCCGGCCAGAGCGCACAAGCGCAGCAGCUUCGGGGCGCGCCUUCCGCGAGGGCCCCCUUGCCCGAUGCCCGGGCCUGGAGACCUGAGCCUCGUUGCCAGGCCCCCCCCUUGCCAGGAUCUUUGUCCCUUCUCCCGCUCCCGGGGCAGCGUACGGCGUGGCCUUCCCCAAGGUCCCUUGGUACUGUGCGCAGCCGGGUGCCUUCCGGCGAAGGCUCCCCCUUUCCUCCCCAGCCCCUCGCCCGCCCUGCGCUGCCACCCCUUACCGUCUCCAUGCCCCCCUGCACGGCUCGCAGCACGCGAGGGGUUAAGCCCGGCAGACAAUGCACCACCGCCAGGCCCAGCUCCGCCUCCUCCUGCCCGCCUGGCCCUCCCGCUUGGCUCCGCUCCCCCCUUCCCUUCUCCGGCGCACCAGGAGCACUAGCAGCCAGUAGAGACCGGAGAUCUCGCGUGUGCCGCCUUCCGACCUCCCCCCACAUCUCCCCCCAGGCAGGGACGAGAGCUGAUGGGGGGGGCGUUUGUCAGGGCUGGAAUCACAUUCGCCGCCCCAAACCCCAUGGCAAAAGCCGAAGGGCUCCGUGGAUGAGUCGUGGCGCGCCUUGUAGUAAAAUGACCUUGGGUAAUUCAUUUCUUCACCCACGCGUUGUCAGCCAGCCAGCCUGGCUGGAUCAGAUUAUGUCUGUAGGGCAGAAAUACUGUUUCAUUAGUCCCACGAGAAUAGAGGACAACGGGGGGAAACCAACUUGGCAUUCCCCAGUGGAGAAAGUGUUAGAAAAAUAAAUUGCCCCGAAGACACUGUGUAUUAGGAAAGGAGUGGCAAUUGCUUAAUAGGCGCCACCCCGAAUAUGCUUUCGUAUGCUUUCAGUGACAGCAAGGACAUAGUGCCCACAAAGGAUGUGAAGUCAAGGCGAAAUUGUCUUUGAACACGUGCAGAGGCCCUAAGCAAUCUUUUAAAAAUUUAAUUCCGGAAUUUACUUCCACACGGUGUUCUGGAGGGCAUUAGCUUAGGUGGUUUACACGCACUCAGAAGUCUCACGGUCCGCUUUACCUAUCUAAUAUUGGAUGUCAAAUAUCAGAUACCAUCAGAUGUCGCUGAAAGUCAAUGUUAGGAUGUAGGAAAAAAUAGUAACAUAUCUGGCACGAAAUUUAGAAGGAGAGGAUUUUGAGGUGGAUUUGUGCGGCCAUUUCUCCCCAGCUCUGGUGACAUUUAACAUGAAACAAGGCAGUGUUUGUUAGCAUGUUGCACACCUCAUAGGGCAAAAAUGGAAAAGUACAUCAGGCCAUUGGUCCAUCUCGCUCAAUACUGUCUACACGGAUUGCGGGAGCUCUCCAGGGUUUCAGGCAGGGGCCUCUCCCAGCAGUACCUGAGAUGCCAGGACUUGAACCUGGUACCACCCGCCUUGGUAAAUAAGACUCCCCACUUCCUUCUCAGCUGGAAUUCUGGCUUCCCUCCCUAACCCCUUCCGAGAAUCCAGUUGCAGAUUUUGUCUCCUGAUGGGGCUCCAUUUAACAGGCGUAGGGAUAUGGCUUUUCUCCGGCCUAGAGAGACAGCGAUGCGGCAGCAGUGCAGGGCUGGCUCCCACUCCGCAGAGGGAGCAGGAGGUGCGCCGGAGGCAACGAAGAGGGCUUUUCGCAUUGUGACCAGCAUCGCUCGGGACCUUUCAGUCCACAUUCUGACACUGUUACCCCGCUGAUGCCCCGCCCGAAGCAAAAGGUUGGCGACCCCCUCCUCGCUCCCCCCGCCCCUUCCUGAUUGGAAACCAGGCUGUCCUUUUGUCCAGGGAGGAAAGGGUUACACAGGCGGGGCGCGCGGCGCAGGGAAGCUUCCGGUCCCCGCCAGAGCUUCCGGGAGAGCAAAGGGAGCAGCAGCAGCAGCAGCAACAACAUUUGGGUGAGAAGCUGGGGGGCUGCAAAUGAAAGAGGGGAAUAGGAGGGGGGAUUCCGUGGCCGAGCAUCGAUUGUUUGCAGGCAGUUGCAUCAUUUGCAGCGGCUGCCUUGGUAAAAGCGCUGCAUGUGUCGCACCGACCCCCAAAUUCAGCAUAAGUUGCAAGCAUAAAUUGCUUUAGGCUUGCAUCUGGCUGGCCGCUGUGAGAGCAGGGAUGGUAGGCGACUAAGUUUUGCUCAGGAGUAGGCCUGUUGAAAUGAACGGGCCCUAGCUUCGUCAUGCCCAUUACUUUCACUGGGUCUGCCUUGAGUAAAACUUAGACGACAGAUCCACACCAUACGUUUAAAGCAUGCGGCAUCUCAAAAAAACAAACCCGGGAGUUGUAGUUUUACCCUUGCAAAGCUGCAGUUCCCAGCACCCUUAACUCCGGGGAUUCUUAGGGGUGGGAGCCAUGAGCUGUAAACGUGUGUUGCAUGUGCUUUACAUGUAUGAUGUGUGUAUAGGACGAAUACCUUCCAUGAUGCUAGAGUAGAUGGGCCAUUUGCCUGAUCUGUCGUGAUCCUACUGCCAGUACAUUUCACUGAGUCACCCUGAGUUCUUGUUGUUUUUACCACCCUUCAUCUGAGGAUCACAGGGCAGUAUGGUCUAAUAUGGAACAGGGAUGUGGGAAAACACAUAUCCACACUAUAUAUCAGGAUUGGGAAACGUGUGGCUCUCCAGAUAUUGCACUCCAGAUAUUGCUAUACAUAAUUUUAUAAACUGCUAUCAAAGCUUUCUAAAUUCUUUGGCUACGGCUUCCUCAUUCCAUUUCCUUUCCAGAGAGGAGCUUUGCUAAGUACUCCUAGUUUUAUGGAGGUUGUGUUUAAUAUUUUCUGUUACUCCAGUUUACCCCACUGCUACAGAACUGCCUGCCCUUUGUUUGAUGCUUUUAAUAUCUAAAAUAAGAAACCGGGCAGGAAGUCAUGCCUUUUAAAAUCCCAUAAUAUUUUACCGCUACUGGAGGGAAAUGGUAGCAAAUGGGAUGGAAAUGUCAGAAUGGGAAACUCGUGCAAUUUCCUUGUAGGAGAUUCUUUGAACAGAUGCUGCUAAGAACCCACAGUGAGCCUUCAGCAUCAUGUGCAGGUGAAGAUCCAGUUAGAGAGAAAAAAAGAUCCUAUGUACUUUUGAGCAUAAUUUCAGGCACCCCUGAAGGUACAAAAACAUUCUAGUGCCUGGAUUUAGGGAUAGCAGUACACCCAAGGAGUAUACUGUUCAUCUGAAUGUGUAUCUGAGCCUUUUUAGCAUUAUGAAAGAUGGUUAUUCACUCCAAUCCUGGGAAUAAUAUUGAGCUGGAAAUGUUUGUAUGAUUUUUGUGUGUGUUUGUGUGUGUUAAUAUUGGAAUUGCCUCCCGAAUCUUUUCUCCUCCCCAGCUUCUCUCUGCUCAAGCGAGCCCCCUUCCAUCCUGCCCUCCCCCCUUGCCAUGAAGAAAACCCUACGCAAAAACCAAGGCGAGCGUUACCGCCUGAAAUUCCGGCGCCUGCGCCGUGCGGCCAAAGUGUUGGUUUACGAGAACGCAGCUCUGUGCGACGAGAUUGCCAGGCUCGAGGCGAAAUACCUGCGUGUCCGGGAAGAGCGCCGGUUCCUGCUCGCUCGCCUGUUGCAAGCUCAAGCCCUGGCGGAAGACGAGCCUCCUCUGCCGGCCGUCGCUUCCGCUUCGCAGCCCUCGCCGGAUGAGCCGGCUGGCCGCAAACCCCGCCGAGAACGCAAAGGCAAAGAGAACGGCCGGGCCUCCAAGCGCAGGGCGGCCCCCGAUCUCAGCGUCCGCCGGCUGGUUCCGCCGCUUCCCUUGGAUCCUUCCGGGCGGCCGGUUUUACCCAUUGCGUUGGGCCCACUGACCGUCUACAGCUUGGGGGAAAUUGUUCCCGACCGGCCAGGCUUCCACACGGAGACGGCCAUCUAUCCCGUCGGUUACUGCAGCACCAGGAUCUUCGCCAGCACCCGCAGACCAGUCCACCGCUGCCUCUACACCUGCCAGAUCAAGGACGGCGGUGGCGGGCCACACUUUGAGAUUGCCCCUGAGGAUGAGCCGGGCUGCGUGGUCGCUGGCUCCACUCCCGACGCCUGCCACGCUCAGCUUCUUGAGGCUGUGGGAGCAGUGCAGCUUGAGCCGGCAGGGGCUGAGUUCUUUGGCCUCUCCCACCCAGCCAUUCAGCACCUCAUCCAGAGCUGCCCAGGAGCUCGCAAGUGCACCGGGUACCGCUGGCUGCGCUUUGAGGUGUGUCGCCAAGCGGAUGGCCCCCCUCCUGAGGGGUUGCCCUCAGGAAACCCCGGGACUGACUACGAGGCCUUCCAAAGCCAAGGCCUGGCUGGGCCUGUGGGCCUGGACUUCCCCACCGCCACCCCUUCCCCACCGAGCGGCAACGGAUAUGCAGAACUUUUUCUGCCCUGCGCUCCCUCAGGAGGCUCCCCCAUCCCCCAAAGCCCAGAGAGUGACACUGACUGAAUUGGGCCGGAGGCCACAGGCCAGAGCCGUCCAUUAUUCCACCUGAAUUUUCUAGUAGCUGCAACUGCGCAGAUGUCAUAAAUUGCUAGUUCUAUACAAGCUGGUGCUGUCUCUUUUAUUCUUCAUGCGCAUCAGUUUGCAUGGAGACACCCUAACAGGGGUAGCCAAUGUGGUGCCCUGCAGAUGAGGUUGGACUACAUUGGCCUGAGUUAGUGUGGCCAAUGAUCAGGCAUGAUGGGAAUUGCAGUCUUAACAGCACCUGGAGGGCACUGUGUUGGCUAUUUCUCCCCUGGAGUAGCCAUGUAUUUACAUUCACACACACUAUUGAAAUAAGUACUUCAAAUGAUUGCUUGUCAAUUUUCUUCUUUUGGUGUUUCUACUUUAAUGAAAAUCACUGUCUCUAAUGGUUGGGGGUUUCCUUGGGUCGAGCUGGAGCAGAAUUAGGCCAAUAUUGGCAGAAUCAUGUGGGCAUGCUUAACUCUCUACAAAGAGACAUCUGCAUAGGAGGAGGAGCUGAUGGCGACUGAACAAAGCAUUGUGACAGGUUCUUCUACUUUCUUGGGCCUGUAUGAUAAGAGGCUUGUGUACAGGACUCAUCAGUGAAAUCUGUUAGUAAUAAAGCUUUUGAAAUUUUGCCCCUGCCUGCAGGAAUCUUUGAGAUCAGGUAUGUAAGAACACAGUUCCAUUAAAGGAUUCUCUCUUGUGGACUUCUUGGCCUCCACAAUCUCCCAGUUUUGGUCAGAUUUUGGUAAUAGUUGGGAGGGCUGGCUCUUUUCAGGGUAGGAAGCAGUGGGUUUUGUUUUAAU